Messenger RNA from Linderina pennispora, 3318 nucleotides. Its product is annotated as thiolase-like protein. The coding region runs from base 1 to 3318 and encodes 1105 amino acids. The record is from RefSeq and is a predicted model, not a curated record. NCBI's taxonomy places the organism in Eukaryota, Fungi, Kickxellomycota, Kickxellomycetes, Kickxellales, Kickxellaceae. Gene Ontology annotation, molecular function: acyltransferase activity. Gene Ontology annotation, biological process: long-chain fatty acid biosynthetic process. Gene Ontology annotation, cellular component: fatty acid synthase complex. The transcript has a single exon.
AUGUGUGUGGAUGGAAAUCCGCUACUCCAUAUGCGUAGUCAACAGAGCGACUGCAGCUGGGUCUAUAAUAGUGAACUGACAGAGGUCUAUUUUGACGCAAUGAAUGAGGUGUGCACAGCUGGACUCACAUUUGAGGAAAAGACCAUGUUGAUUACUGGAUGUGGCCGUGGCUCCAUUGGCAGUGACAUCUUAAAGGGUCUUCUCUCUGGAGGUGCAAAGGUAGUCGCCACUACAUCCAGCUACAGCCACAAGACAACGAUGUACUUUGAGGAAAUAUACCGGCAGUAUGGAGCCCGUGGAUCAGACCUGCAUGUGUUCCCAUUCAACCAAGGAUCGGUUGCCGACAUUGAAAGUCUUGUGGACCAUAUCUUCAGCAGAAAUGGGCUGAACUGGGAUCUCGACUUCAUAAUUCCAUUUGCCUCUGUUUCUGACAUUGGCAGUGACAUGGCCUCGCUUGAAUCGCAUUCAGAGCUUGCACUUAGAGUCAUGAUGACGAACCUUAUGCGUUUGGUUGGUGCAAUUGCGACAAUUAAGUCAAGUAAGGGGCUAGAUAUUUCUCCAAGUUUAGUACUGCUACCGCUUUCUCCAAACCAUGGUUGCUUUGGUGGUGAUGGAUUUUAUGGUGAAUCCAAGGCAAGUCUUGAGACAUUGCUUAAUCGGUGGAAGUCGGAAACAUGGUCAAAAUAUAUAUCUGUCAUUGGAGCAGUCAUUGGAUGGACACGAGGGACAAAUAUGGUGGAUGCCCUUGAUGUCAUUUCCUACGAGGCUGAAAGACGUGGCACGCAGACGUUCUCAACAAAUGAGAUGGCCUUCAACAUUCUCUGUCUGCUUCACUCAGAUAUUCAAGAUCUUGCCAAUACCAUCCCCCUUUUUGCAGAGCUAGAUGGCGGUUUCCAAGCAAACAUCAGUCAAAUGAGUGGUUUACUUAGAUAUCGUUCUGACUUGCUCAAUGCCUCAGCUAGCAGGAGGCACGCAUCAUACACCAUAGCAUAUGAUAAUCAUAUCAUCACAAAUGGCAUGCUGAGCAAGAUAUAUACAUAUCAUACUUCAAAUCUGUUGGCUUACAAUAGCAUUAGGCUACCCAAAGUUAAAUCAUAUGACCAGCUUCACAACCUACGCUACCUAGAAGGUAUAAUCAACCUUGAUAAGGUAGUGGUUGUGACUGGCUAUGGCGAAUUUGGUCCUCAUGGUCAUUCCAAUACUCGCUGGGAGAUGGAGGCACAGGGCAAGUUCUCACUUGAAGGGUGCAUCGAGCUGGCCUGGAUGAUGGGCUUGAUCAGGCAUCAUAAUGGACUCUUACCGGCAGGUGACCACCCAUAUGUUGGGUGGGUUGAUGCCAGCACAGGCUUACCUGUCCAUGAUAGAGAUGCUAAAGCAAAGUAUGAACCCUAUAUUCUCGAACAUACAGGUAUCCGCACUCUAGAGCCUGCUACAAUUGGUGGGGCUGAUCCUAACAUAUUCACUAUGCUCCGCGAGGUGCAGGUAGUGCAUGAUCUGGAGCCAUUUGAGGCGACUGCUGAAGAGGCAAGGUAUUUUAGAGCUGGAAAUGGGGAUAAGGUUGACACUUGGGAAAACAGCGAUGGAUCGUGGUCAGUCAAGUUCCGCAGAGGCGCUCUCAUUUCUGUUCAGAAAGCUGUGCCAUUUGACCGUACUGCUGUUGGUCAGUUACCAACUGGAUGGGAUCCUAAGCGCUAUGGAAUACCCGAUGAUAUCAUUGAGAUUGCUGACCCUGUGACUAUCUACAGCAUCAUUUCAACUGUGGAGGCACUUUUACGCUCAGGCAUUACCGAUCCCUAUGAGCUCUUCAAAUACUUCCAUGUGUCAGAAAUCGGUAAUUCAACUGGAUCCUGUGCUGGUGGUACUGGUGCAAUGAAAGACAUAUUUGCGGACCAUAUGCUUGACAAAGAAGUGAAAACUAAUGCCACUCAAGAGCUAUUCAUCAACACUAUUGCAGCAUGGACAAACAUGUUACUCAUGUCGUCCUCAGGUCCGAUCAAAGCUACUGUUGGUGCAUGUGGAACAGUGGCCAUAUCACUGGAUGUUGCCGUGGAGACAAUCCAGUUGGGGAAAGCGAAGGUGAUGAUUGCUGGUGCAUCUGACUCGUAUUCGCGAAAUGUUGCCUCUACAACAGCGCAGAUUAAGGCAACUGCUGAUGCACUGGAGGAGCAUGCGAUAGGCCGUACGCCUAAAGAAAUGUCUCGCCCUUGCACAACCACCCGCAGUGGGUUUGUUGAAAGUAUUGGGUCGGGAAUGCUGAUUCUGAUGUCUGCAAGUGCUGCAAUUCAGUGCGGAGCGCCCAUAUACGGCGUUCUUGCUAUGACAGCGACUGCAACAGAUAAGGAAGGCCGCACAGUACCUGCACCAGGUCAAGGGAUUCUGACGACAGUUCGGGAGUCACCGAGCGCAAUACCUUCGCUCAUGCUUGAUUUCAGGUACCGCCGUCGCAAACUUCAGGCUAAGCUGGCAGAUAUUAGUUCAUGGACACAAGAGGAGAAGGAGGGGCUACAGACUGAGCUUGAAGCUCUCAAAGUUUUGCAUGACAGUUCCAAGUUUGACGAUGAAGAGUUUGUGCGGUCAAACGAAGUCUGUAUUGAAAGAAAGGCACAGCAAAUGAUCAAAAAUGCACAAGACGAAUGGAGCAACGAAUUCUGGAGGAACGAUCCCGCCAUCUCUCCAUUGCGCGGCUCGCUAGCAACAUGGGGGCUGACAAUAGACGACGUUGACAUGGUGUCUCUGCAUGCAACGUCCACAGUUGCCAGCGAUAAAAACGAACCCCAUGUGAUCGACCAGCAGCUCAAGAAGCUUGGCCGCACACAUGGAUAUGCUCUUCCUGCAGUGUGCCAGAAAUGGCUGACCGGACACCCCAGAGGACCAGCGGCGGCCUGGAUGCUCAGCGGUGUGAUUCAGUGCAUGCAGACGGGAAUUGUACCAGGAAAUCGCAAUCUGGAUAACGUCAUGUCCGAACUUGUAGAGUGCAGCCACCUUGUUUUCCCGAGCAAGUCAAUCCAGACGCCAGGGAUUAGUGCCGCUCUUCUUACAUCAUUCGGAUUCGGCCAGGUUGGUGGAGAAGUUCUUGUUCUCCAUCCAGAUUUUGUGCAUGCAGUUCUUUCACAAGAAGCACUUGAUCAGUACCGCCGCAAGGUGAAAGAGCGCGAACAAAAAGCAAACCGCUACUGGCAGGAUGUGCUUGUUGGUAACCACACGUUUGUACAGGUGAAGAAUGCCCCGCCAUUCACACUUGAACAGGAGCACAUGUAUACAUGGACUCUACAGCAAGGGCCAAGGUAUGACCCAAUCUCCAGGACAUACCACUUCUAA